Molecule: messenger RNA, 987 nt
Organism: Ilex paraguariensis (yerba mate)
Lineage: Eukaryota; Viridiplantae; Streptophyta; Magnoliopsida; Aquifoliales; Aquifoliaceae
Source: the annotation of a GenBank genome assembly
AUGCAUUCAUUAAGUCCCAAGGUAAUCUCUGAUUUCAAUGCGGGGACGAAAAGUUCAUGGUUGAGUCGACUCAGCAGCGGAGUCGCCGAGCUCGAAUCGGGGACGAGAAGGCAAUGGUUGAAUUGCAGAUAUCAUAUGAGAAUAUGUAAAAUCGUAGCCUGUACGCCGGAGAGAAAUAUUGGCGGUGGUGGUGGUGGAGAGAGUGGGAGUCGGGGUGGUAGUUCGAGUUCCUUUCUUUCGCGGAGUCAAACUUAUGCUCUGUUGAAACAGCAAAUGGAAGUUGCUGCGAAAUCCGAGGAUUAUAAAGAAGCAGCGAGGCUGCGAGAUUCAUUGAAAUUGUUUGAGGAAGAGGAGCCAAUUUUGCGUCUACGGAGAUUGUUGAAACAGGCCAUUGCAGAUGAGAGGUUUGAGGAUGCAGCAAGGUACCGUAAUGAGCUAAAGGAAAUUGCUCCCCACUCUCUCUUGACAUGUUCAAGUGAUGCAACCACCUUGGGCAUCAGGGUUCAAGUUAGGAGUGUCUACAUUGAAGGCCGAAGUCAGCCCUCGAAAGGCCAGUACUUUUUUGCAUAUAGAAUAAGAAUCACCAAUACUUCAGACCGCCCAGUUCAGCUUCUCAGAAGGCACUGGAUCAUCACCGAUGCCAAUGGGAAAAUUGACAAUUUUUGGGGAAUUGGAGUUAUUGGUGAACAGCCAGUUAUACUUCCCAAUACUGGUUUUGAGUAUUCAUCUGCAUGUCCAUUAAGCACUCCUAGUGGGAGAAUGGAGGGUGACUUUGAGAUGAAGCAUAUUGAUAAAGUAGGCUCACGGACAUUCAACGUGGCUAUUGCUCCCUUUUCUCUCUCCACAUUUGGGGAUGAGUGCUACGCUACCGUUUUGGAGAAGUACACAUUAAAGCCAACAUGUGUUGCUGUGGCAAGUUUAAGAAUUUCAUUAUCAUCCCGUUGGCAAAUUUCUACUGUGAGAUAUGAAUGGAAAGAUCAACUGUGA